GAGUCGCGAUCAUCGUCGAGUUCGUGAACCUCGUCGCCAUGGCCUUCACACUCCAUGACGGUGGCGGCAGUGGCGGCGGCAAACGGUAUCAAAAAGUGCAGACCCACUUAUUGCUUAUGACAGGCGGGUUCUUGUUCCUAAUCUUGUUGCCGGGACUAAACGCUACAUUGCGCGGAAACAAUUUCGUGAUUCCCAUCUAUUUGACCCCGAUGCUCUUCCUCAUCGUGGGACUCAUCAUCUUCACAGACUUUACCACAUUCAUUAUUCUGGUUAGAAAAGAUGCCGCUAGAAAAGAGUUUUCCAAAAAAGGGUGUUGGCAGCACAGGACCGUUGAUUACACCAGUUAAUUGAAGAACCAUUUUGGCAAUGGGAAGAAGAAGAAUCUGUUUUGGAGUUUGCUUGAUGGACACUCGUGUCUGUUACCACGAUACAUGUAUUUGUUUUAAACAAAAGGUUAUAUUUUUCCGUUAUGUGAAAUUUGGUUUGAUUCUUUGAAGAAAUAAGUGACAUUUAA
Molecule: messenger RNA, 514 nt
Organism: Rubroshorea leprosula
Lineage: Eukaryota; Viridiplantae; Streptophyta; Magnoliopsida; Malvales; Dipterocarpaceae
Source: the annotation of a GenBank genome assembly